This is a messenger RNA of Clarias gariepinus (North African catfish), 1552 nucleotides long. It is a transcript of the gene galk2, whose product is annotated as galactokinase 2. Gene Ontology annotation, cellular component: cytoplasm; cytosol. Gene Ontology annotation, biological process: carbohydrate phosphorylation; galactose metabolic process. Gene Ontology annotation, molecular function: galactokinase activity; ATP binding. The record is from RefSeq and is a predicted model, not a curated record. The transcript has 10 exons. The coding region runs from base 160 to 1533 and encodes 457 amino acids. NCBI's taxonomy places the organism in Eukaryota, Metazoa, Chordata, Actinopteri, Siluriformes, Clariidae.
AUCUGUUUAACUCCUGCUGGCAAUCCAGCGCUUUUUGAAUGAAGUCCUCUUCUUCCGUAUAGCUGGGAAUAUGUUCCGGAUAUGACCGUCACCUGAUAAACUGCUCAAGUUCUAUAGCACGGGAUUGUAGAAUAUCUAAGGUAUAUCAUCUGAGCAAUAAUGGCAGGAAAUCCACCUAAAAUCAAGGUGCUGCCCAGUGACAGUGAGAGGCUACAGAAACUCAAAAAGUCAUUUAUUGGAAAAUAUGAAGAAAGUCCUCUGUUUUAUGCAUGUGCUCCUGGCCGGGUGAAUUUAAUAGGAGAACACAUUGACUACUGCGGUUAUGCUGUCCUCCCUAUGGCUAUCGAGCAGAACAUUCUUGCUGCUGUUUCAGUGAACAGCUCUCAGAUAAUCCACCUGGCCAACGCUGAUCCCAAAUACAAGGAUUUUACAGUGCCUGUCAGUGAAAUCACUAUAGACUCAGAAAAUCCUCAAUGGCAUUAUUACUUCCUUUGUGGAGUCAAAGGUGUUCAGGAACUGCUGAAAUUGUCUCCUCUGGCUGGGAUUCGGUGUAUUGUGGACGGAACUAUUCCAGCUAGCUCAGGCUUGUCGAGUUCCAGCGCUCUGGUGUGCUGCGCGGGUCUGGUCACAAUGGAAGCCAACCAGAAAUCUGUCACCAAAGUGUUGUUGGCUGAGACGUGUGCCAAGUGUGAACGCUAUAUUGGAACCGAAGGAGGAGGAAUGGAUCAAUCCAUAUCUUUCCUUGCCGAAGAGGGAACUGCCAAGCUGAUCGAGUUCAAUCCCCUGAGGAGCACAGACGUGAAACUCCCAGAUGGCGCUGUCUUUGUGAUUGCUAACAGUUGUGUAGAGAUGAACAAGGCAGCCACGUCACACUUCAACAUUAGAGUGGUGGAAUGCCGCAUUGCUACGAAGAUACUGGCCAAGGUCAGAGGCCUGGAGUGGAGUAGUGUGCAAAAGCUGGGAGAACUGCAGACACAACUGGGCUCGAGUCUGGACGAGAUGCUGGAUUUGGUGGAGGAAGUCCUUCACCCUGAGCCUUACAGCAGAGAAGAGAUUUGCAAGAUCCUGGGAAUCACCACUCAGCAGUUGUGUGACAGUAUUCUCAGUGCUAACACACAACAUGUGACCCACUUCAGGCUGUACCAGCGGGCCAGGCAUGUGUACAGCGAAGCGGCUCGCGUGCUGCAGUUCAAAUCUGUGUGUGAUUCCGCCCCUGCUGAUGCUGUUCUGCAGCUUGGAGAGCUAAUGAACCAAAGCCAUUCUAGCUGCAGAGACUUGUAUGAGUGUAGCUGCCCAGAGCUGGACCAGCUGGUGGAAAUUUGUCGGGAUGCAGGCGCAGUGGGAUCCAGGUUAACAGGCGCUGGAUGGGGAGGCUGUGCUGUUUCCAUGGUACCCACUGAAAAGGCGGAUUCUUUUCUCCGGACAGUGAAGGAGCGCUACUACAUGCCCGAUUCUCGGCGAGCAGCUCUGUUAAAGCAGAGCCUUUUUGUAACAAGGCCAGGAGGAGGAGCAGCUAUUUUUACAGAAGAAUAAAAUCUGAGGGAGAUUUACA